This is a messenger RNA of Melopsittacus undulatus (budgerigar), 849 nucleotides long. RefSeq names its product calcium voltage-gated channel auxiliary subunit gamma 1 (gene CACNG1). The transcript is spliced from 4 exons. The record is from RefSeq and is a predicted model, not a curated record. Gene Ontology annotation, biological process: regulation of calcium ion transmembrane transport via high voltage-gated calcium channel; calcium ion transmembrane transport. Lineage: Eukaryota; Metazoa; Chordata; Aves; Psittaciformes; Psittaculidae. Gene Ontology annotation, cellular component: membrane; L-type voltage-gated calcium channel complex. Gene Ontology annotation, molecular function: calcium channel regulator activity; voltage-gated calcium channel activity. The coding region runs from base 6 to 686 and encodes 226 amino acids.
GCGGGAUGGAUGAGAGCAAACCCCUGAAGGUCCGGCUGACGUUCUUCGUCAUCCUGGUGGGCAUCUCGCUGCUGUUUGCGGCUGUAGUGACGGAUCACUGGGCUGUGCUGAGCCCCAAAGUGGACAACUACAACACCACCUGCGAAGCGGCUCAUUUUGGGCUAUGGAGGCUCUGUACAAAGAGGAUUUUUAUGCACAAUCAAGACCUCAAAGAGAAGGCCUGCGGGCCAAUCAGCCUGCCAGGAGAACACAACUGCUCCUACUUCAAGCACUUCACUCCAGGACAGAGCUCAGAGAUAUUUGAAGUAACCACUCAGAAAGAGUACAGCAUUUCAGCUGCAGCCAUUGCCAUCUUCAGCGUUGGCUUUGCAAUCAUCGGCACAAUCUGCGUCCUCUUAUCCUUCAGGAAGAAGAGGGACUAUCUGCUGAAGCCAGCAUCAAUGUUCUACACCUUCGCAGGUCUCUGCAUCAUCAUCUCUGUUGAAGUCAUGAGGCAAUCCGUGAAGAGGAUGAUUGACAGCAAGGAGACACUCUGGAUCGAGUACAGUUACUCCUGGUCCUUCGCCUGUGCCUGUUCCUCCUUCGUCCUGCUGUUCAUCUGUGGCAUUGCCCUCCUCCUCAUCGCGCUGCCUCGGUUCCCCCAGAACCCCUGGGAGACCUGCAUGGAUGCAGAACCGGAGCACUGAUGUUCCCAGCACCCAUAGGAAAAUACAGAAAGUGUGAAAAGAUUUGUAUUUUUUAACGUAUCUGGGGCUCACUGUGCAAUGUGGGCUCCAGUAACCAGGUCAUAACUGAACCAAGGCAUGGUCAAUGUAAUUAUUGCUUUGUUUCCUUCUUUCCCCCCAACCC